AAGAAAGAAAGAGAGGCAGAAGGCAUUGUAUUAUAGAUUGAUUACUAUAGGUAGGUGAAAAUUAAGAUGAAAAAGGUGUUUGUUAAAUAUUGUUUGAUGUUAAUGUUGAUGGUGGGAAUUAAUGGAGAAGAGAAGAAGAUAGGAGUAAAGGUGGGUGUUGUUCUUGACAUUGAUAAAGUGAUUGGGAAGAUAAGCUCCACGUGCAUCAAUAUCUCUCUCUCUGAUUUUUAUGCAGCUCAUCCCCACUACAAAACCAGGCUGCUCGUCAUACCCAGGAACUCCAAAACCGAUGUUGUCACUGCUGCGGCUUCAGCUCUAGACUUGAUAAAGAACGUACAGGUGCAAGCAAUUCUUGGACCAGAGAAUUCAAUGGAGACUGGCUUUGUAAUAAACUUGGGCAACAAAUCUCAAGUACCAAUCAUCUCCUUCUCUGCAACGAGCCCUUCCCUUGCUUCUAAGCGCAGUCCAUAUUUUAUCCGAGCCACACAGAGCAGCUCAUUUCAAGUAAAAGCCAUUGCCGCCAUUGUUCAAGCCUUCGGUUGGAGAGAAGCUGUGCCCAUUUACGUGGACAACGAGUUUGGCGAAAGCAUCAUACCUUACUUAACUGAUGCUUUACAAGACCUCGAUGUCCGGGUACCAUACCGGAGCGUCAUCUCUCCAUCAGCAACCGAUGAUCAACUACUUCAAGAGCUUUUCAAGUUGAUGACGAUGCAGACACGGGUUUUUAUGGUUCACUUGUUGCCGUCUCUUGGAUCUAGGAUCUUUUCCAAAGCUAAAGAGAUUGGCAUGAUGAGGUCGGGUUACGUUUGGAUCAUGACAGAUGGGAUGACAAAUCUGAUGAAUAUUAUGGAUCGAGGAGAGCUUGAAUCCAUGCAAGGUGUGUUGGGUAUCAAACCUUUUGUUCCAAUAUCAAAAGAACUUGAAGAUUUCAAGGUUCGAUGGAAAAAAGAGUUCAGUACAAAAAAACCAAGUCUUCUUAAUGCUGAGCUUAACAUUUUUGGGUUAUUGGCAUAUGAUUCUGCUAUGGCAUUGGCAACGGCAGUUGAAAAUGCAGGCACUAGAAACAUAGAAUAUGAUGAUUCUCAAGUUUCAGGAAAUUCAUCAGACCUGGAAAGUUUUGGCAUCUCUUUGUAUGGUCCCAAACUAAGGCAACAAAUAUCGAAUAUAAGAUUCAAAGGGCUAACGGGGGAUUUUCACAUCUUAAAUGGGCAGCUUCAGUCAUUAACUUAUCAGAUUAUUAAUGUAAACGGUAACGAGGAAAGAGGGAUUGGAUUCUGGACACCAAAAAAUGGAUUUGUGAAGGAAUUGAACUCCACAAACUCAACGGUGUAUUCUACUUCAAAAGCUAAUCUUGGACGUAUUAUUUGGCCAGGGGGAUCCAGUGCUACUCCUAAAGGAUUUGAGAUCCCAACAAAUGGGAAGAGGUUGAGAAUUGGAGUCCCGAAGAAGAAAGGUUUUAGUGAGUUUGUGGAGGUGACUAGAGACCCUGUUACUAACAGAACAAGUGUCACUGGUUUCUGUAUAGACGUUUUUGAUGCUGCAAUGAGACAAAUGCCUUAUGAUGUCUCUUACGAUUAUUUUCCUUUUGAAACUCCUGAUGGCAACCCUGCUGGCAGCUAUGACGAGUUAGUCAAUCAAGUGUAUCUUGGGAACUAUGAUGCUGUUGUUGGAGAUACGACGAUAUUGGCGAACAGGUCCUGGUUUGUAGACUUCACAUUACCAUACACAGAUUCAGGAGUGUCAAUGGUGGUGUCAAUCAAGGACAAUAAAGAGAAACAUGCAUGGGCGUUCCUGACGCCUUUGACUUGGGAUCUUUGGGUGACAAGCGCUUGCUUCUUUGUGUUCAUUGGAUUUGUCAUCUGGGUGCUUGAGCACAGAAUCAAUGAAGAUUUUCGUGGGCCUCUUGAGCAUCAAGUCGGCACUAGCUUCUGGUUUUCUUUCUCCACCAUGGUUUUUGCUCAGAGGGAAAGAGUAGUAAGCAACUUGGCCAGAUUUGUAAUGAUCAUAUGGUUCUUCGUUGUGCUUAUAUUGACGCAAAGCUACACAGCCGGCUUGACCUCGCGUUUAACGGUGCAGCAGCUGCAGCCAACAGUGACCAGCAUAGAUGAACUGUUGAAGAAAGGGGAGAACGUGGGUUACCAAAGGGGUUCUUUUGUUUUAGGUAUCUUGAAGCGACUGGGUUUUAACGAAUCCAAGCUCAUACCUUAUGACUCUCCUGAACAUUGCAAUGCUCUCUUCUCUAAUGGAACUGCCAAAAAUGGUAUUGUUGCUGCUUUCGACGAAGUUCCCUACAUGAAGGUUUUUCUUGGAAAGUUCUGCAACAAAUAUACCAUGAUUGAUCCGACUUUCAAGAUUGAUGGAUGGGGUUUUGUUUUCCCAAGACGGUCACCUUUAGUGCCUGAUGUUUCAAGGGCAAUCUUGAUUGUUACAGAGGGAGGCACCCUGACAAAAAUUGAAAAUGCAUACUUCAGAGAACAAGGCAUGAAUUGCUCAGAGGAAAACAACUUGGUAUCUUCCAACAGUAUGGAUCUUAAUAGUUUCUGGGGUCUGUUCCUGAUUGCAGGCAUUGCUUCACUGUCAGCUCUCUUAAUAUUCACAAUCAUGUUCUUGUACCAGCAUAGGGAAGUUUUGAUGAGAUCUGAUUCCACAGAGUCGGUAUGGAGAAGAAUACUUGUUUUGUUGAGAAUCUUCAACCAAAGAGAUCUGAGCUCUCAUACUUUUAAGAAAUGUGAAGAUAGGAGUAGAAGUAGUCAUGAUCAUGGCCUGGUUUCCAUUGAAGCAUCACCCAACAGACAUUGCCCGCCUACCCCAUCAACCACAUCUAAUAAUACUCGGUAUCCAUAUAGUCCAUCUACCUUUUAUAAUACUAACUGCCCACCUAGCCCAUCAGAUUUCUCAAACUGUUUAGAUUCGGAACUCCCUUUUUCUAGAGCCCAUAGAGCACCUUCUCACGAGAACGGUGGAGCAAACCCAAAUGGACAAGCUCCUCAAGAGAUUGUUUUAGCCACUGAACUCACUCACUCGACUCCGUCAACAACAGUAACUUUCGAAAUAACCCGCGAAAACAACUAGAUACGUAUAUUUUUCUGUCCAAUAGACAAGGAACUAGUCAAUUACAAGUAGAGUAUUCAUUGUAAAUUGUCCUAACUUAAUACUAGAGUAAAGUGAUUCUAAAUUAUUUGUAAAUGCUAAUCUUAUGGAAAGGAGAACAGAUAAUUGUAAGUUUGAAGUUUUAUGUAUGGUGGGUUAAGAUGGGGGCUGU
Carica papaya (papaya) is the source of this 3262-nucleotide messenger RNA. Its product is annotated as glutamate receptor 2.7-like. NCBI's taxonomy places the organism in Eukaryota, Viridiplantae, Streptophyta, Magnoliopsida, Brassicales, Caricaceae. Gene Ontology annotation, cellular component: membrane. The record is from RefSeq and is a predicted model, not a curated record. Gene Ontology annotation, molecular function: ligand-gated monoatomic ion channel activity.